Messenger RNA from Toxorhynchites rutilus septentrionalis, 435 nucleotides. It is a transcript of the gene cype, whose product is annotated as cytochrome c oxidase subunit 6C-1. The record is from RefSeq and is a predicted model, not a curated record. NCBI's taxonomy places the organism in Eukaryota, Metazoa, Arthropoda, Insecta, Diptera, Culicidae. The coding region runs from base 113 to 349 and encodes 78 amino acids. The transcript is spliced from 3 exons.
CGUUUCACGAGACUUCUGACAACCCACAACAGUACGAAAAAAAAUUAUCGAUUUCCAGUCAAACCAAACAUUUCUCAUUCUGAACAUCUGUUGUGCUGCAGAAAAUUACAAGAUGUCUGAAGUUGCUGCUAAAAUCCCCAAGCCAGUGUUGCGAGGGCUUCACAAUGCCUCGAUCAAGCGUAACCUUAUGGUGUCUGGGGUGUUGUGUGUGAUUUCAGUGAUUGCCACAAAGUAUUUGUACGUCGAACCAAAGAAACAAGCAUAUGCUGAUUUCUACAAGACCUACGAUGCCAACAAGGCUUUCGAACGUAUGAGGAAGGCAGGACUCUUGCAAUCGGUGCAGGACUAAACACUUUCCUUCAACAAGCUUAUUCUAGUUCUGCUUCUUCGUGUAUUGCAUAUACAGCUGAUGAAUAAAUAAGAUGUGAUAACAUA